AUGGCUUUCUUAACGCCCAACACUGGGUCGUUUUUACUCAUAGCAUGCAUCUUGCUCAUUGUUCUCCCUGGCCCAGCAGCAGCAUUUGGUGCUGGUAACAUCCCCAGUAUAUCUAAUAUUGAGGGCAAAAACUUUCGUCAUGGUGAUAUCGAGGAUAUGCUUAAAACUGUUGCUUUCAUUAAGGGUCAUAAGUGGACUAGCAUGAUGAUUAAGAGGGUUUACUUUGGUAACUGGUUACGAGAUUAUUCUCAAGCAGUUGAUGUGGGAAGUUUGAAAGGAGUGUCAGCACCUACUAUUCGUAUUUUGGUUUGGGUUUUGAGUUUCUUGUCUUUUGGUUAUGCUACUGCAGAAUUUGAGGUCACAGAAGAACGUCUUGGCGUUUAUAGACCCGAAGAGCACAUCGACAACCCCAAAGGUUAUGCUGAUAAUCAGGAUGCAAGAACCUUCGACCCUAGGCUUCGUGGUCCUAUUAACCCAGUGGAACUAGAGAUCGACCCAAAUACAGGCAUGAAGAAUUAUAUUGCGAAUGAAAGUGGGGGUUGGGCUACCAGUGCUGGCUAUGUCAAAUUCAGCUUUGCAAGAAGUAUCCACUUUGGUAGACUGUAUACCAGCGGUUCGCAUGGUAAAGGCAAAGAGGAAGAUCUAUGUGAAGCCCUUCGAUGUCUUGGACAAGCCCUACACUGCAUGGAAGACUUUGGAGCGCAUACAAAUUAUUGCGAGUUAGCCUUGAGAGAAUUAGGGUAUCGUGAUGUAUUUCCACAUUGUGGUGCCAAUGCGGAGAUUAACAUUCGUGGUCACCAUGUUUAUCCUCUAGUUACAGGCACAUUUGGAGCGGUUGAUUUCCUGCACUCUGUUCUUGGUGAAGCAAAUGAUCAUUUUACCCAAACCGAAGUCGAAGAAAUGGAUCUUGCUCUAGGUGGAGCGCAAAAGGCUCAACAAAGUGGCGGGGGCGACGGUCAGCGUGGUUUAUUUGGAUCUGGAAGUAGUGGCACAGACUUUGUGGGCCUUCUUUCUCAGAUUCCUGGUAUGGGAGGUGGAUUAGCAAGUACAGCACGAGAUCUUCAAGCUCAAUCAGCUGCUCAAGAAUACCAAAACUCCAAUCAACUGACCAGAGCUGACGGAAACACUUUUAAUGCUCCGCCUGGCUCUACAGGUGGCCCCCCAGGUCCGGGUGUUCCAGGAAUGAGCCCCGAUUUCGAUCCCGUCGCAACUGCGAAAAAGAUUUAUCCUAUUCUCGAAUUUAGAGAUAAGAUUGUGAGAGCAAUUAACAAUACAAUUGCUAAAAUCCCCGGUCUUGAAUCAUUGGUCGAGAAGAUCAGUGAGACCUUGACUGUGUUUAUCCUAUCUUUACUCGCACCAUUUGUUCGACCUAUCAUCGAUGCUGUGUCUGAUAGUUUGAGAAAGGGGUCUAGUACAGUUGUCGAAGCCAGCGCAAACUCUCAAUUUGAGCCAUGGAACGACCCACAUUGCACUGACCCAACUCACUCUAUGCUUUCCAAGGAUCAUUUUUCUAAUGUCUUGAAUUCAUGUGCUGGGAGAGUGGCUUCCACUAUCUUGCAAUACGUAACACCUCGUAUACUAUUCGCCUGGCAAAACCCAGGCGUCCCCGUUGAUGAGGUCAUGAAUGAUAUUCUACGCACCUUCCAUCACCCGGCUCUGCGCGAUGAACAUGUUGAAAUCCAAAAGAAAAUGUUCGAUACUGUGAAAAGCUGGGUGAAAGAACAGCCAAAUGCCCAAAGUUUAAACCAUGUCCUUGGUUCAGAAUCCGUGAAGGCUGGUAGAAACCACACUGGCUCAGAACAACACGACCAUAAUCAUGGUGCGCUAGGUGGUCAUGGUAAAACCUCAGGAUCUAUCUGGUCAGAAAUUAAAACUAGGGAUCUAGGAGCAAUGGAGGGAUUGGAUACGAAACCAUCAUACAUAAACCCUUCCGCAAUUCCAGGUUCCCCGGGAAAACACAUCGUCCCAAAUUACGGAUAUGGAAACACAGGUCCUACUCAACAAACUCAAGGUGGGAAUGCCUAUCUCGAGCCAAGUUAUCAACAGCCAGGUGGAUAUGCGUCUCAACAACCUCCAUACCAACAAUAUGGAGGCUAUGAACAACAACAGCAGCAGCAACCAUAUAGUCAACAAUAUGGAGGUGCCCAACCUAACAGCUACGAACAAGGCCCUCCACCGGGAGAGCAAUGGAAUCAAGGUCCUCCACCUUCCGGUCAAUGGGGUCAACAGGGACCACCUCCCCCGGAUCCAUGGGGUCGAGAUGCUCCUCAAACUCAAUAUCAAUCUCAGCAUGGAUACCAAGACCAGCAAUAUCCACCUCAGCAACCUCCUUAUGGUGGACAAGGUGGGUAUCAGUAUCCACCAGGUGGUAGUGGAUAUGGGGGCUACUAA
Molecule: messenger RNA, 2391 nt
Organism: Sclerotinia sclerotiorum 1980 UF-70
Lineage: Eukaryota; Fungi; Ascomycota; Leotiomycetes; Helotiales; Sclerotiniaceae
Exons: 3
Coding region: 1-2391 (796 amino acids)
Source: RefSeq, a predicted model, not a curated record